This is a messenger RNA of Osmerus eperlanus (European smelt), 4517 nucleotides long. Its product is annotated as SLIT-ROBO Rho GTPase-activating protein 3-like. The transcript has 22 exons. Gene Ontology annotation, molecular function: protein binding. NCBI's taxonomy places the organism in Eukaryota, Metazoa, Chordata, Actinopteri, Osmeriformes, Osmeridae. The record is from RefSeq and is a predicted model, not a curated record. Gene Ontology annotation, biological process: negative regulation of cell migration; signal transduction. Gene Ontology annotation, cellular component: cytoplasm. The coding region runs from base 398 to 3643 and encodes 1081 amino acids.
UGCAGAGACGACUCCCAGUGAAAAGGAUGGAUUGGUAGGCUAAGCGAAAUUUUCACGAUGCAACCGAUUGCAAAUGUUUACGAACCGCUUGCUUUACAGAGAUCUUAUUUGUACUAUCUCAUUCAUAAACAUCCGCAAAUGCUUUAAAUAUAUUGCAAAUGCUUUGUUUAUAAGAAACUGGAAUUGUCUCGGUUUUCUAUGCACAAUUUUUUCCUGUGAAGCGAUCGCCUUGGCCAGCUCAAAACCGAUGGUGCUAUCACGAACUUCAAAGCAAGCUACUGUCACACAUGUAACCUAGGUUGCACAUUGUAUUUUUAAAUUUCGCAGAAACAAUUUGGGUUGUGAAACGACUUCCUUGCAGAAAGAUAAUUCCGUAAUUUAGUCCCAAGGAAUAACCAUGUCAUUUCAAACGAAAAUAAAGAAGGACAAGGAGAUUAUUGGAGAUUACGAGACUCAAGUGAAAGAGAUCCGUAACCAGCUGGUGGAGCAGUUCCGCUGUCUGGAGCAGCAGUCUGAGUCCAGGCUGCAGCUGCUGCAGGACCUGCAGGACUUCUUCCGCCGCAAGGCCGAGCUCCAGCUGGAGUACUCUAGAGGCCUGGACAAGCUGGCUGAGCGCUACUCAGCCAAGAUCCGCAGCUCCAGAGAACAUCAGCACUUGAAGAAGGACCAGAACCUUUUGUCAACAGUGAACUGCUGGUACAUGGUCCUGAACCAGACCCGGAGGGAGAGCAGAGACCACGCCACGCUCAGCGACAUCUACAACAACAACGUCAUCAUCCGGCUGGCUCAUGUGGGAGAGGAUGUCAUCCGCCUCUUCAAGAAGAGUAAAGACAUUGGAGUCCAGAUGCAUGAAGAGUUGGUGAAAGUGACAAACGAGCUCUACACUGUGAUGAAGACUUACCACAUGUACCACACAGAGAGCAUAAGUGCUGAGAGCAAAUUGAAGGAUGCAGAAAAACAGGAAGAGAAACAGAUCGGAAAAGCCAAUGAAGUGACCACCAGCCUCCUGCGUCCUGACGACCGCCCCCAGCGACGCAGUUCCGUGAAGAAGAUGGAGAAGAUGAAGGAGAAGAGACAAGCCAAAUACUCUGAGAACAAGCUGAAGUGCACAAAAGCUCGCAACGACUAUCUGCUCAACCUGGCAGCUACCAAUGCUCUGGUGGCCAAGUACUACAUCCACGAUGUCUCGGAAAUGAUAGAUUGCUGUGACCUGGGUUACCAUGCCAGCCUGGCGCGUACGCUGAGGACCUACCUGUCUGCGGAGUACAGCCUGGAGACGUCUCGCCAUGAGGGCCUGGACCUGCUGGAGGGGGCCGUGGACGCCAUGGACAUCCGAGGAGACAAGCACAGGGUCAUGGACAUGCACAGCCAGAUCUUCUGUCCUCCCGCACGCUUCGAUUAUCAGCCGCACAUGGGGGAUGAGGUGUGCCAGGUGAGCGCCCAGCAGCCUGUUCAGACGGAGCUCCUCAUGCGCCACCACCAGCUCCAGUCUCGUCUGGCCACGCUGAAGAUCGAGAACGAGGAGGUGAGGAAGACCCUGGACGCCACCAUGCAGACACUGCAGGACAUGCUCACUGUGGAAGACUUUGACGUGUCGGAUGCGUUCCAGCACAGCCAAUCAACGGAGUCGGUGAAGUCGGCCUCCUCUGACUCGUACAUGAGCAAGGUCAAUGUGACCAGGAGACGGGCUCACCAGCAGGAGACCGAGGGCUUCUACUUCACAAAAUUUAAAGAGUACCUAAAUGGUAGCAACCUGAUCAUUAAGCUGCAGGCCAAGCAUGACCUUCUGAAGCAGACAUUAGGAGAAGGGGAGAGGGCUGAAUUUGGAACAACGAGGGGAAGAAGGAAUGUCCGCUACAGGAGCCAGGACACAGGGCAGGCCAUCCCUGUGGUGGUUGAGAGUUGUGUACGCUAUAUCAAUCUCUACGGUCUACAGCAGGAGGGCAUAUUUCGAGUUCCAGGAUCCCAGGUGGAAGUCAAUGACAUUAAAAAUUCAUUUGAAAGAGGUGAGGACCCCUUGGUGGACGAUCAGAGCGAUCAUGACAUCAACUCAGUGGCAGGCGUCCUCAAACUAUACUUCAGAGGGCUAGAGAAGCCCCUGUUCCCUGAAGAACGCUUUCUCGACCUCAUAUCCACUAUCAAACUGGAGUCGGGGGCCGAGAGAGCUCAUCACCUCCAGCAGAUCGUAGUGACUCUGCAGCGUUCUGUCAUCAUUGUGAUGAGAUACCUGUUUGCUUUUCUCAAUCAUGUGUCCCAGUACAGCGAUGAGAACAUGAUGGACCCCUACAACCUGGCUAUCUGUUUUGGCCCCACCCUGAUGCCCAUACCAGACGACCAGGACCCUGUGAGCUGCCAGGCGCACGUCAAUGAGGUCAUCAAGACCAUCAUCAUUCACCAUGAGGUCAUUUUCCCGAGCCUUCGGGAGCUAGAUGGGCCAGUGUAUGAGAAGUGCAUGAGCGGAGAGGAGGAGUACUGUGAUAGCCCCCACAGUGAACCCGGUGCCUUAGACGAGGUGGACAAUGGCACAGGACCUCCCACCAGUGAUGAAGAGCUGGAGCAGAUUGAGGCCAUUGCUAAGUUUGACUACGUGGGCCGCAGUCCCAGGGAGCUGUCCUUCAAGAAGGGGGCCUCACUGCUGCUCUACCUGAGGGCCUCCGAGGACUGGUGGGAGGGCCGCCACAACGGCCUGGACGGCCUGAUCCCGCAUCAGUACAUCGUGGUGCAGGACAUGGACGACACAUUCUCCGACAGUCAGAGGCCUGAGCAUGAGAGCAGCAGUGGAGCCCACCAUGAGGACAGACCCUCCUCCAGGAAUGAGGAACACACACCGGAGCACCGCUUCGGGGCUGCCCUGGGAAGGGUGAGAGUGCGCUCGGAUGGAGCCGCCAUCCCCAGGCAUCGGAGUGACACCCACAGCCCCCCCACAGGUUCUGACCCCCCCCCUCGAGUCUUACCCCGCCCCUGCAGCCCUCACAAGAUGGCUGUCAGCAGAGUCCACGUGGACAGUCCAGAGAAACGCAGACUCACCACAUUUGGCAGUGCUGGCAGCAUUAACCACCCUGACAGGAAGGGGUUUGCUGACGGCCUCAGAUCCUCACCCAGCACCACCCGCCACAGCAGCUUGGGGGACCACAAGUCGCUGGAGACAGAAGCUCUGGCCGACGACAUAGAGAAAACGAUGAACACAGCCCUGCAUGAGUUACGUGAGCUGGAGCGUCAGAACGUGGCGAAGCAUGCCCCUGACGUGGUCCUGGACACCCUGGAGCCCCUGAAGCCCUCAGGGCCUUCAGAGAGCUCCGGAAGCCCCCUCCACACCAUGGCGAUCAGGGACCCCGACGCAGCCCUGCGGCGCAGCUCCUCCAGCUCCUCCUCCGAGACCAUGACCACCUUCAAACCAGCUCUGUCGGCCCGGCGACCCAACGCCCCUCUCAGGCCCCAGCCAGUGCGACCUGUCCGCCCGGCGCCUGUCCAUGGUCAGAGCCAGCACCACGGCCAGGGCCAAGGGCCCAGUCAGCACCGCUCCAGCAGCUCCAGCUCCUCCGGGCUGGGCAGCCCAGCCAUCACCCCCACAGACAGGGUGUUCCCCAAGGCCCCAUCCCCCUCCACCUCCUCGUCCUCCUCAGACAAACAGGGCAACAUGUAGGCAGUACGAAGCCCGGUGCACACUCACGUCAUCGCCUGAAGAUUGGCCACCAUCACAGUGUUGCGUUCCCAAGCCACAGUAGGGCCGCUGUAUUUCUACCCAUGUUGACGUUUCAGUGAAGUUCUAACGGGUCACUCAGAAGCACGACUAUAUAUUAAUCAUAUAACCGAACAAAUGUUACUCUAGUACACUGUGUGGGGGGUUGCCUCAGAAGUGAUGCACUGGACCUUUACAUGCCCUCGUCCUCUAUAGCACAGUAGUCCUCCUGAGGGUAUUAAUGUUACGUCUUCAAAUUCAAUCUUGAGCAUUGUGACUGCUGUGACCCUCCUGGACUGGGAUCACAUUUCUCGGUGGACUGUGAGACUAGAUCCAGACUUAAUGUCUCUCUAUCUCCAGAUUAGCCGUGUUACCUCAAGAAAAGAGAACAGAGUGAUGCACUGAUAUUGAUAGACUGAUACUAGCCUGUACUGGUAGAUCUUGUAUGUGUAUUGGUCCCCUGCCAGAGUCAGGUAGGUUCUGACGAUAUAUAAGGACCUGUGAAGCUUACCUGUACUUAUUGAACUAGAUUUCAGACUAUUAUCAGGCUCGUUGUUUUUUUGGGACUUGUACAAUAUAGGCCUUAAUGGGCUAGCUUGCUUAAGGUGGUGUUCCGUGUCUGUCUUAUAAAGGAUUAUUAGCAACAUGUUUAAAACGUAAUAGGUACGUUCAGAUAAAAAAAUAUCCAUAACAUUAAAAACUACCUGUAUGAAUAACAUAUGAUCAGAACAGGAUAUAUUAUUGUUCCUAGUGAGUAGAUUUUGUAACUCGUUGCACAGAUAUUGACAGAGCAAGUUACUAACUCUCGGGAAUCCUUCUAUAAAAUAUUCUCUUGAUA